CCACACCAUCUCUGUCAUUCCCAGAGGAGCCCCAGGAAAGGCAGAAGAAGCCCAACAUGAGUGCUUUAGAGAUCCAAAACAUCAACUGGCAGAUGCUUAUAAACCGAAGGGCACAUCACACAGACAAGUUCUCCAGCCAGGAACUGAUCGUGCGGAGAGGGCAGCCCUGGGAGAUGAUACUAGUCGGCAACCGAAGCCUUGAGUCUGGAGAGGAUCUGAACUUCAUCGUUUCCACAGGUCCCCAACCGUCUGAGUCAGCCAGGACAAAGGCUGUAUUUUCCAUCUCUGGGAGAAACACAGGUGGCUGGAACGCAACGCUCAAAGCCAGCAAUGGCAAUAAUCUGGUCGUUGCUAUUGCCAGUCCUGCCAGUGCUCCCAUCGGACUGUAUGCACUGGAUGUUGAGAUCUCCUCCAGAGGCAGGGUCUCCUCUCUGAGACUCGGCACAUUCAUAGUGCUCUUCAACCCAUGGCUGCAAGUGGAUGAUGUCUUUAUGAGUAACCAUGCUGAAAGACAAGAGUAUGUUGAGGAAGAUGCUGGCAUCAUCUACGUGGGCAGCGCAGAUCGAAUUGGCAUGGUUGGCUGGAACUUUGGACAGUUUGAAGAAGACAUUCUGAGCAUCAGCCUCUCCAUUUUGGAUAGGAGUCUGAAUUUCCGUCGUGACCCUGUGACCGAUGUGGCCCGCAGAAAUGACCCCAAAUAUGUUUGCCGGGUGCUGAGUGCCAUGAUUAAUGGCAAUGACGACAAUGGUGUUAUUUCUGGGAACUGGAGCGGUAAUUACACCGGUGGUGUGGACCCAAGGACCUGGAAUGGUAGUGUGGAGAUCCUCAAGAAUUGGAAAAAAUCUGGCUUCAGGCCUGUCCAAUUUGGCCAGUGCUGGGUCUUUGCUGGAACCCUCAACACAGUGCUGCGGUGCUUGGGGGUUCCCUCUCGGGUGAUCACCAACUUCAACUCAGCUCACGACACAGAUCGCAACCUCAGUGUGGAUGUGUACUACGACACCAUGGGAAAUCCCCUGGAGAAAGGCAGUGAUAGUGUGUGGAAUUUUCAUGUCUGGAAUGAAGGCUGGUUCGUGCGACCUGACCUAGGUCCCCCAUACAAUGGAUGGCAGGUGCUGGAUGCCACCCCCCAGGAGAGAAGCCAAGGUGUGUUCCAGUGCGGCCCAGCUUCCGUCAACGCAAUCCGAGAAGGUGAGGUGAAUCUGAAUUAUGACAUGAUCUUCAUCUUCGCGGAGGUUAACGCUGAUCGCACCACUUGGAUCUAUAACAAGAAAGACGGCAGCCAGAAGCAGAAUUCUGUGGACACUCGCUCCAUUGGCAGAUACAUCAGCACCAAGGCAGUGGGCAGCAACUCUCGCAUGGAUGUCACAAUCACGUACAAGCAUCCAGAAGGUUCCAAGGAGGAAAGACAAGUGCAGGAAAAGGCUUUGAACAAACUCAAACCAAAUGCAAGUUUUGGUGCAACGUCUUCAAGGAAUCCAGAAGGGGAAGAAAAGGAGCCCAGCAUUUCUGGGAAGUUCAAGAUCACUGGGGCACUGGCCGUAGGCAAAGAAGUCAGUCUGUCCCUGAUGCUCAAAAACACGACUAGUGAUAGGAAGACAGUGACAAUGAACAUGACAGCUUGGACCAUCGUCUACAAUGGUACCCUUGUCCAUGAAGUAUGGAAGGACUCUGCCACAAUAUCCUUGGAGCCUGAAGAAGAAAUACAGUAUCCUGUGAAGAUCGCAUACUCUCAGUAUAGUAGAUACCUGAAGGCAGACAACAUGAUCCGGAUCACAGCCGUAUGCAAGGUCCCCGAUGAGGCCGAGGUGGUGGUGGAGCGGGAUGUCAUCCUGGACAACCCUGCUCUGACCCUGGAGGUGCUGGACCAGGCUCAGGUACAGAAGCCUGUGAUCGUGCGGAUGCUUUUCUCCAACCCCCUGGAUGAACCAGUGAAGAACUGUGUGCUGAUGGUGGAGGGCAGCGGCCUGCUGCGUGGCAGCCUCAGAAUUGAUGUGCCAGCCCUGCGCCCCAAGGAGAAGUCCCGGAUCCGGUUUGAGAUUUUUCCCACUCGGAGUGGCACCAAGCAACUGCUUGCUGACUUUUCCUGCGAUAGAUUCCCUGCAAUCAAGGCCAUGCUGCCCAUUGAUGUGUCCGAGUGACCUACCCAGCCUCACUCCCACAGACCUGGGUAACGCAGACCAGACAGUGCUCUCCUGUGGAGUGAAACUGUUGUCUAUGCUGUCCAGCCUGAGAAGCCCUCCAUGUCUCCAUGGCUGUCAGAUAUGGACUUCUAGCAAGCCCUCCCCAACCCAACCCCCUUCAUUUCAAGCUAGGCCAGGUCCCCCCUGGUCUGGGAUUUGAUCAGUUUUGCACAUUUCCUGAUUGCUUCCCUUGGAGAUGGCCUGUUCUGUGAACCCUUGACCCCGCUGAUCCCUUAUACCCGGGCAAUGCUGUGGACAGAGCAGCACCGGAGCUCAACACAUUGGGAAGAAGCCAGCCUGGACUGCUUGCUGAUCCCAGUCUGCAAUUUGAAUACCCUGUUCUUCUCUCGGCCUCCAUGGAAGGCAGGGAGUAGUCACAUAUCACACCACUCACAUCCUUACAGUCAAAAUAAAUGCCAAACAAGUGCAAUUAUCCAACACCAGUUCCAUCAGACUGCUUUGCCUCAGGUGGUAAAGGAGAGAGAAGGGCUGGGGUUACCUCCUCUAGAGAAGGUCCAGAUUCGGGAAGGCCUUGUCUAUUGGGUACCAAUAUCCACAGAAAAUGUGUUCACUCUUUGUGGCUUCAAGGGCAAAAAUAGGAAAACACUGCCAGCUAGCUCUGGAAAAUUUCCCGAGGUAAUGCCCCAAAUGAAAUGAAGCUGUCAUGGCAGGCUCUGACCCAGUAGUACUCAACCUGUGGGUCCCGACCCCUUUAGGGGUUGAGUGACCUUUUCACAGAGAUUGCCUAAGACCAUCAGAAAACACAGAUAUUUACAUUAGCACUCGUAACAGUAGCAAAAUUACAGUUAUAAAGUAGCAACAAAAAUAACUUGUGGUUGGGGUCACCACAACAUGAGGAACUGUAUUAAAGGACCACAGCUUUAGGAAGGCUGAAAACCUCUGCCCUAAUCACUGUGCGUGCCUAGGAAACUCUUUAGGACCUUUGUGCAUGUCUCAGAAAGAGAAAGAACUUCCAAGCAUUUUCAGGAAAUUUAAGGCAAAGUGGGCUCUGCCCGAACAGGGCUGUUUCCCUGCUGUGUUGGUCCAUUUUCAAGGGCCCUAAUGAAAUACCUGGGGCUGGACCAUAUCCAAAGAAGGGGGUUGUUUCACUCACAGAUUGGAGGGAUGAAGUCCAAACAGGAGAACAGUGGCUCCAAUAGGGACAUCAUGACAGUUGGUAGACAUAUAUACAAGAGGAGAGAGUCACAUGGCAAGAAAGGAAGCCAGCAAGUAAGGCAGGGCCAGGACCGAUGUGUCACAACAAUUCAUUCUCAUGACUUGGGGUCUCAUAAGAACUGCAUAUCCCUCCAGAAAGCAGUAGCCACAAUGGCUGCCCAGUAUCCCUUUCCUGAAACUCUCUAUCGCUUCUUAACAUAGCCACACUGAGGACUUGGUUUCUAGUUCAUGAGCCUCUAGUCAAAACUCAAACCCCCUCAAACUGUAGCACUCCCCUGGGCCAGCCUCUUCUCCCUGCAGCCAGAAGAGCCUGUGUUGGGCAGCUAGCCACAGCACUGUUGCCCUCUACAAACUCAGACAAUACCUCCGCAUUUGCCUGUAAAUAACCCCAGGCAACUGAGCACACACCUGCAUUCCCAGCUCUUGGGAAGUUGUUCAUGAGUUCAAAACCAGCCUGAGUGAGCUAUGUAGUGAGACCCUAUCUCAAACAACCAAAAUAAUCUCAGGCAGACCCCCCCCCCUUAGUUAUCCUGUCGCUGUACUGACCAGUCAGGCCAUUCUGUUUUAUUUUUGCAAAUUUCAGGAACCAGUCUAUUCUAAACAGAAACUGCCUGACCCAAAGCCUGCUCCCUUUAUACUCAUCUCAGGCCUCCCUGGUGCCUGUGAAGGAAAAGCCAUCCUCACUUUCCUUCCUUUCCUUCCUGUUGAAUUACAGCAGGGGGAGUCACAAGGGAGACAACUAAAGUGACUUUCACUGG
Arvicanthis niloticus (Nile rat) is the source of this 4114-nucleotide messenger RNA. It is a transcript of the gene Tgm3, whose product is annotated as transglutaminase 3. NCBI's taxonomy places the organism in Eukaryota, Metazoa, Chordata, Mammalia, Rodentia, Muridae. Gene Ontology annotation, molecular function: protein-glutamine gamma-glutamyltransferase activity. Gene Ontology annotation, biological process: peptide cross-linking. The record is from RefSeq and is a predicted model, not a curated record.